This is a messenger RNA of Onthophagus taurus, 2693 nucleotides long. RefSeq names its product restin homolog. Gene Ontology annotation, cellular component: centriole; centrosome. Lineage: Eukaryota; Metazoa; Arthropoda; Insecta; Coleoptera; Scarabaeidae. Gene Ontology annotation, biological process: mitotic cytokinetic process; centrosome separation; regulation of cilium assembly. The record is from RefSeq and is a predicted model, not a curated record.
AUCUCUUGUUAAAUUUAUCAAUUAAAGAAACGUCAAAAAUAUUGUUUGUUUACAUUAAUUUGACAGUUGUACUGGGGGGUUGUAUUUUUUGCGAUUUAUCGAUAAUCGAGCGGGGGCACGCUUAAAUUUCCAGUGAUUUCGUUACCAUAGAAAAUCAGGAAUCAUCAAAUAAAGUAAUAAUGACCCCCUUAAAACCCCAUUAGCAAGGGAAACGUUUUAAAAAUUUCUUUGAGGUUAUGUAUACCUUUAUAAGAAUUUCGAUUAUGAAUUAUGAGCGAAACGGAUGAUACUAACGAAUUGGUUCUGAUCCCACCCGAUUUUUUCAGUUGCGAACUCCCAUUUUUCGAAGAGAACCGCUAUUUUGAUGUGGUCGAUAAUUUAAUAACUCAGGUGACUAAUUUAGAGAAUCGCAUAAAUUCAAUUGAAACUAACUCAGAUUUAUCAAGCUUAACAUCACCAAAUCCAUCUUUUAUGUCUUCAGUUCGAAAAUAUCGAAGUUCCGAUGACGUCACUGAAACCCAAAUUAAAGAUGGGUUCGAUAGUACACAAAGUACGCCACAAAAGCCUCAAACUCGAAGGGUGUCAUCUUCUGGUAAUUUCAGGGGGCGCAACUUAAAUGCUGAAGGCUUUAAACAAAGUGAGUUAAAAGCGGCAACAUUAAAGCAAAUCGACCAAUACCUUGAAAACAACGAAUACUUUUCAAAAAACAGUUUAAAUAUAAAAGAUUUAGAAUUUAUGGUACAAAAAAUUGAAAAUCAACAAAAAGAAUUCGAUUUUUUAUCAGCUAGGAAAGAAAGUAGCGAUUUAAAUGAUACAAUUCAUAGUUUAAGCAGUUCUAGUGGCGAUUUAACUCAAAUUACGACGAUUCCGAAUCGAUUGGCUGCUGGAAGUGACUUUGUAGCCUCAGUUUCUUCUAAAACCGAUAUACGGAGAAGAACCCCUCCUGAUGUGAGGCAUAAUUUGCGGCGAGGAACGUCUAAAAACAGCCCAAUGAGAAAUAAUCAAAAAAAAACCGCACAUUUUCAACGCCAAUUCACCGAAACCGACACAACUAGUACAACAAGAGGUUCUGAAAGCUCAUUUACACAAUACUCAGAGAGAUAUUGUAAUGAUUACCAACGUUUUUAUGAUGUUAGUUAUUUAAAAAAAUUGGAUGAAGAAAAAAUGAGGAGACAGCGUUGUGAACAACUCAUUCAGCAACUCCAAAAGCAAAAUUUUGAAAUGCAAGAACAAUUAACAUCUGCAAUUCGUGUUGAUGAAGCGAAAGAUGACGCAAUUUUGAGAUUUCACAAAGCUUGGGAGCAAGUAGCCGGCCGUUUACAAACAUUAGUUGAAGAAAGGGACGCUCUUGAAUCCGAAAUUAAAGAACUCCACCUCCAACAUACCCGAAAUUUCACCCAGGCUGCUGAUAAAAUGGUUCAACAAGAAAGCGAACUCAAAAAAAUCACCUUAAUUUCGCAAACGAACCAAGAAAAAAGUAAAGAAAUGGAAAAUUUGAUCGUCGAUUUAACAAACGAAAUACAAAGAUUAAAUAAAAAGAUUGACGAAUUAGAAAGGGAACUGAAAGUGGAAAAUGAUGCGUGUAAAGGAUUAAAAGAUGAAGUGGAAAGGAAAGAAAACGAAUUAAAGAUGGUUAAUGAAGAGUUAUUGAAUGCAAAGGAAAAAGAACAACAAAAAAUAUCGGAUUUCGAAAACGAAAUUGGGAAAUUAAAGAAUGUUUUGAAAGAAGAUAAAGGAAUUUUAACCGAAAAAGAUGGGUUAAUUGAUACGUUGGAGCAACAGAACCAAAAGUUAAUGACGGAAAUCGACGUGCAUAAAAAUAAGGCGGUUGAUCUUCAAAAAGAUCUUGCCAAAAUAAAAGAAACCAAUGAAAAAGAAAAAUUCGAUUUGAAAUAUUUUUAUCAAGAACAAGUCGAGAGAGUUGUGAAAGAAAAACUUUUAGAUUUUCAAGUGCAAUUGGAAAGAGCCCGAGGUGAACUUGAGGAUGAUUUGAAAAAGCGAGAAGUUAUUGUUGCGAAAACUGCGGCGACGCAUAUUCAACAAAUUGCUGAUAAACAUUCGUUAGAAAUUCGUCUUCUUGAAGAAAAACAUUCGGAAGAAGUCCGUUUAUAUCAAGUACAAAUAACCCAAGCUCAACAAUUAUUAGAUAAUUUACAAUACAAAUUACAACAUCAACAAUUAAAAAAGCAUGAUAUGGCAAAACAAUUACAUAAAUUGAUGGAAGCUCAAUGGUUAGAAGCAUUAAAAAUAAUCAAUAAUGGAAGAAGUCCUUUAACCGAUCUAGAUCUAACGAAUCAAUUAAAUCAAUUAAAAUCGAAAUCGUAUAAUAAUAUGGAGGAAGUUUUAGAAAUGGGGAUAGAUGAAGUUCAAGAACAACAAACUAAAAAUUCACAAACAAAUUAUUGUCAAAACGUUCCAAUGGAGCCUUAUCACAUGGAAACUCCGUUGACGAGCCGCCAACCUAAAAAACCGGAUGUGGAUGAUGUCCAUAAAUUUAUUCAUAUGUUAAUGAAUAAACAAAAUGCAAGUCCAACUGGGGAUCAUAAUCAACCCACCAGGAAUCAAACGGGAAGUGUUCAUCAAGUUGAUUUUGCAGCAUGGCAACAACAAGAAGAUAUUCGAGGUAAAACCAAAGAUAAAAAAAUUAAACCACCUUGGAAAUAAUAAAAUUUUUGGGUUUUAAUAUGUAUUAA